UACAACAAUUGGCUGCGGGGAAAUGAGUUGUCUGCAGUAGUUCGGGUUAAUAAAUAUAGCUGCCCGCUCCACUGAGGUUCGACCAGUGGGUUUAAACUGGAGUAAGGUAGUACCGUAUGUGCACGAAAACAGGAAAACUCUGUCAAAACGUGUUUUUUUUUAUUAUUAUAAUUUUUAACUGCCCUGACUUCUGUAAGCGGGUAUCUGCUAGCUCGUUAGCUAACUUUGUGUGGUGUCUAAAAUGAACGGUCAUCUAAACGGUUUCCAUAACAACUCGCCCUAUGAUGAAGAUUGCUUUCUUUUUACCUCUGAGUCAGUCGGAGAAGGACAUCCCGAUAAGAUUUGUGACCAAAUCAGUGAUGCUGUGUUGGACGCACACCUGAGACAAGACCCUGAUGCCAAAGUAGCAUGUGAGACUGUAGCUAAGACGGGGAUGAUCCUGCUUGCGGGUGAGAUCACAUCGAGAGCCAGUGUUGACUAUCAGAAGAUUGUUCGGGAUGCAAUCAAGGAUAUUGGCUAUGAUGACUCCUCCAAAGGCUUUGACUAUAAGACCUGCAAUGUGCUGGUGGCCCUGGAGCAGCAGUCUCCUGACAUUGCUCAAGGUGUUUACCUGGACCGCAAAGAAGAGGAUGUGGGAGCCGGGGAUCAGGGCCUGAUGUUUGGAUAUGCUACAGAUGAGACUGAUGAAUGUAUGCCCCUUACUAUUAUCUUGGCCCACAAGCUUAAUGCCAAGUUGGCUGAAUUGCGUCGAGAUGGAACACUGCCAUGGCUCCGACCUGAUUCCAAAACUCAGGUGACUGUUCAGUACAGGCAGGAUAGAGGAGCUGUGGUUCCGUUGCGUGUCCACACAAUUGUGAUCUCUGUUCAGCAUGAUGAGGGUGUAAGUGUGGACGAGAUGCGUCACUGUCUGAAGGAACAGGUGGUGAAAGCUGUGGUUCCCCCUGGCUACCUGGACGAUGACACCAUCUGUCACCUGCAGCCCAGUGGCCGUUUUGUCAUUGGAGGCCCACAGAGUGACGCUGGCUUGACUGGGCGCAAAAUCAUCGUUGAUACUUACGGAGGUUGGGGAGCCCAUGGAGGUGGAGCUUUUUCUGGAAAGGACUACACAAAGGUAGACCGCUCUGCAGCCUACGCUGCCCGUUGGGUGGCCAAAUCUCUUGUUAAAGCUGGGCUCUGCAGGCGUGUCUUGGUCCAGGUAUCCUAUGCCAUUGGAGUAUCCCAUCCCCUCUCUGUGUCCAUCUUCCACUAUGGGACCUCCCAGAAGAGUGAAAGAGAACUGUUGGACAUUGUGAGGAAGAACUUUGACCUCCGUCCGGGAGUCAUUGUGAGGGAUCUUGACCUGAAGAAGCCCAUCUACCAGCGCACAGCAGCAUAUGGUCACUUUGGUCGUGACGUCUUCCCAUGGGAGGUUCCCAAGAAGCUGAAAUACUGAAUCUCUGUUCUUUUCGUAGCAUAUACUAGAUGUCCUGCAGAUUUACCCGUUUUCCACCUUCCCUCUCUCUCUUCUCUCCUCUACCUCCAUUAUCCUCUUCACAUGCAGCCAAAUCCCAGCAGCUUCUGCUGUGUUACCACUUGUCCACCUGUAAAGAUCCUCUGAAAGAAGACCACAGUUAUUUCAUUUGCUGUGAUCUGCAGGUUUAAGGAGUGCCACCAGUCAUUAUUAUUCUCUUUUUUUUUUGUUUUGUUUUCUGGUGGCUUCUUUCAGCACAUCCUAAAAGUAUUAUUGAAAAUCAUUAUAGAAACUAUACUUAUGUGAGAUUUCCAGAACCCUUUGCAAGUUAAAUAGUCAUAAAGCAAACUCACUGCGGCAUAGUUGUACAACUGAUCAGAGGUCGGCUUCCUCUUUAGCAGUGUCCUUUUAAGUAUUGCACAAACAUCAAACUCCGUUCUUUGUUCUUUUUUAUUUUUGAUGGUAAAAAAAAAAGUAGAUUUAAACAGCUUUUGUUUUUCUUUUUGUAUUUGUGUAAUCCCUUCAGGCCAUUUCUUUCUUUCUGAUGUUUUACAGAGAAGUCAGAAGCUGCUAAUGACCUUGUGGUUCUGUUGGGAUGCACCAUGAAAUCACUUUUUUUUUUAUUUAAUAAUUUAUUUUUAGGUUUAAUUGUCAUUUGAAUGUUUUCAAAUAAUGUUAAAUGCUGCAGUGUUCUGACCAAGAUAAAGGAGCAGCACUUGCCUUCCCAGAGAGUGACUCUGGGUGUAGUUACAGAGAAACCCAAGUUGCCACUUCUGGAUAGGAGCUGCUAUUUUUUCCACUCAGCAACUCGGUGUAGAUGUUUGUUUGCUUGACUAUUGAGGGACCUAAUGGUUUGAUCAGCAGAGAGGAACAUUGUUAUAUGUAAAUUCUGUUUGUCUAAGAUGUGAAAUUUUAAGUGGACACACAUGAAGGAACAGUGGUGAUACAAAGAUAAAGUAGCACAGUUGGCACAGUGAAUGUAAGAGAAGGUUGUAGUAGUGCUCGCGUUUGCUGAGUAGUUUUCAAAGUUACUAAAAGAUCUGGCACAAGACCCCCCCACCCGCCCCUCGUAUUAAGUACAUGAAAAUGCCUCGGGGUUUGCCAAGACGAGUUAAAUAUUUGGAAAGGUUUACACCUGAGACUCUGGGUAGACCUAAAGACAAUAUCGGAAUUAUCCUUUCCAGUUGUUUUUUCUUUUGCUUGUUUUUUUUCUCCUAAACUUCAAUCAAAUCCGGGUAUAUGUCCCUCUAAAAUCAGCAGUUAGUCAGAGCUAUGUGCUGUAAGUGACUUUAAUGUGUGUAUGCGUCAUAUAUCUACAUGGCUUUGUGUCCCCUGAGACAUUACUAAGAUGAAAAAAAUUUUCUUUUUCUUUUCUUACUUUUUUUUUUUUUUUAGCUUGGCUUCUCCAGCUCCACCUUGUGGUUCUUUGAGUGUCCUACAGUAACACCUCAGGGAAGAGCCACAUGGUGCCUUAUAACCAGUCUGUGUAGCUGUCUGGUGAUAUUGCUCACUUUAGGGUAGAUUUUUUUUUUUUUUUUUUUUUUUUUUUUUUUUUUUUUUUAAGCAGUUUCAUUUGCAUCCUAAAGCUCACCCACAGUUCAGUCAAAAGAUUGGUUGGUGUUGUACAGAGAAACCAGCCUGUUUACAUGAUCUGCUGUGGGGAACUAAAGAGGCGUUUUUUAUUUAUUUCUUCAGUUUAACACCACCCCACCGUCACCAGGUUGUUUGUGUAAUGUUGUUGAAAGUUAGUUUGUCAGUGUGUUUAUUAAAUGUGUAAAAGUGCCUCUUCUCACUGUCUGCUAAUACCCCAAAAUACACAACAUCCCACAUUAUGACCCUACUCUCCCACUUCUACCUUGAGGUUGUGAAAUGUCCCUUCUUGGGAAUUUAUUCUGAUGAGUCUGAAUUGUUGUAGUUUCUCUUUCAAACUUAAUAAACUGCACUCUCGCUUUGUGCUUA
Molecule: messenger RNA, 3409 nt
Organism: Melanotaenia boesemani (Boeseman's rainbowfish)
Lineage: Eukaryota; Metazoa; Chordata; Actinopteri; Atheriniformes; Melanotaeniidae
Gene: mat2aa
Product: methionine adenosyltransferase II, alpha a
Exons: 9
Coding region: 242-1432 (396 amino acids)
Biological process (GO): S-adenosylmethionine biosynthetic process
Cellular component (GO): methionine adenosyltransferase complex; cytosol
Molecular function (GO): methionine adenosyltransferase activity; ATP binding
Source: RefSeq, a predicted model, not a curated record